Punica granatum (pomegranate) is the source of this 2491-nucleotide messenger RNA. The record is from RefSeq and is a predicted model, not a curated record. Lineage: Eukaryota; Viridiplantae; Streptophyta; Magnoliopsida; Myrtales; Lythraceae.
CACAAAAAAAUCCUUUUGCAUUCCCGAGCCAGUCGAGUUCAGAGAGCGAGUGAUGGACACUCUCCUUUUCCACUGCCCGCCUUCCCCACCACCGCCGUCGUCCAUGGCCAACAAGCGCCCCUGCCCCUCCUCCUCCUCCUCCUCCUCCUCCUCCCCCCACAGUCCUUGCCGCCUCUCCCCUCUCGAUCAGAUCGAUAACCUCUUCGACACCUUCCUUUCCCUCUCUGACUCCUCCCCUCACUCCAUCGACCUCUCCUUCGACCGCCUCCUUGACUCCCGCCCUUCCGACGCCGAUCAGUCCCUCCUCAUCGACCAGGCCCUCCGCCUCGGCUCCGCCGUCCUCGAAGCUGCCAAGCGCUCCGCCAGGAAGCGUGCCUCCAAGCACAACUCCCUCUCCUGGGUCCUACCCCCUGAUCUCACCAUUAAGGUGUUUUCAAUGCUUGACACGCAAAGCCUUUGUUACGCUGCUGCUACAUGUUCAAUGUUCAACAAGUGCGCCAUGGAUCCUUUAUGUUACACCAACAUUGACCUGACAACAGUUGUUCCUAAGGUCAAUAACGCUGUGGUGUCAACCAUGAUACAAAGAGCUGGAAAAGCCAUGCGGUCAUUGAAGCUUGGUCUAGUUCCAGGUCCAGCUUCCUCACCAGGACCUUGUCAGCAAUUAGUUUAUACGAUAAGGAAUUCUGUGGAUGUCUCUAAUUUUUCAUGGAACGAUAAGAAGACCAGGCAGGGAAAGGAAUCACCUAUUCUGACCCGAACAUGCUUGAGCCCUUUAAUAUGUGAUGGUGGGAGUGUUGGGACCCUGCUUAGAAGGUUGCAUCUGUACAACAUUGAUCGUAUGGACAGUGUGUCGCUCUGCAUGGCAUUAUCUGCUUGCCCAGCUCUAUGUGAUCUUGAAAUUGUUGGCCUUCAUGUUGAGUUGAGGCAAAUCUUGAGUUCCGUGAGCAAAUACUGUCACUUGAUAGAGCGUUUGUUCUUGGAAUCUUCAAAAACAGGUAGAGAUGACAGUUUGAAAUCACCAACCUGUGUUGAUCUAGUCAACAGUUGUCCCCAUCUGACUUCCUUGUCCCUAAGAGGGUUUAAGCUGCAUGACUGUAAAGUCAGGACGCUGGUUAAGGGAUUUCGAAAGCUAAGAUAUAUUGACUUUUCCACCUCAUAUUCAAUCACAGGAAACUUUUUAAGGAAUAUUGGUAGCACUCCAAGUGGAAAUCUACUGGAACUGGAGGUUUUGAUUUUAAGGGAUUGUAUGCAUCUCAAAGAGACAGAGGUUUCUCAGUUUCUGUCUGCUGCUCUUGCGGGAGAUUUCAAGUUUCUUAGAUAUGUUGACAUUUCUAAUAGAGAAGGCUUAGCUUUGGAAGGUGACUGGUACAAUCGAUGCUACUCUGCGACAGCCCUUCCUCUAAGGGAGGUAGCUUUAGAGAGGCCUGACAUCUGUUUGCUAGCUGAAUUCCCAUCAGAAAGUUUCAUUGAUGUGGAACAAAUGAUUGAGAGUGACCUAAAUACUGAGCUAAGCCUGCCAUCGCAGCUGAACGGUCAUUUAUCUGAUAGUUCGAUAUUCAUAAGUUCGUCGGAGAGCAGCUACCACAGUGACCACGGUAGUGGAAACGAGGACAGUCAUGAUUCAAAUUACAUUCUUUAUGAAGAAAGUUCCGACGAGGUGGACUUCUUGGCUGUAUAGAAAAAGCUUGACCAUGGCAAAGUAUUGGAAAAAGCACUGGCCAACGAGAAUGGAUGCCUUUUUUUCUGUUGCAUCAUCCAAAAGACUCACUGGCUCGUGUAAACUGGAUUCACAUCUCAAAUGCCAUUUUGUUUUUCUCGAGCAACCGGUGGCUCUCAAGUGAUCCCGUUGUAUCCUUCCCUCUCCACAGUAUGCAAAAGAGCAAAUAACUUUGCAGAAUUCCUUUGCUCUCUUCCUCUGGCUCCCCAGCUGCAAAACAAUCGAUAAUCUGCACCAUUAUCAUUGGGACUCAAGGACUGAUGAUGGUCCUUGAUCAAUUGGUAUCUCGGCUUUUGUAAGUAAUUUUGGUCUGAAAUUGGAUUGGUUUGGCGAUGAGGUAUCAGCUACUGGGAGCCUGGAAUGGUGUUGAAUAUGUCAAUGAAGGCAAAAUCUUAAAUCGUCUUUCCUCACACUCAUCAUGCCAUAUUAUGAAAUUAAGCACAUUCCGUUAUUGACUUCUCUCUGGAAUUGUAUGACUUGCUCUGAGAUUGGAAUUAUUGGUGGUGGGAGUGACCCCGUCUGCAUAAAAUCCCAGCUUGAAAGAUUAGUCGGGAUUCACAUCACUGUUACUUAGUUCCUAGUCAAGUCUCGUUUGGUCUAGUUAGUCCACUUGACUAGCACCAGCAUAUAAUUUCGUCUCUGUAAGCCGAGUCAUGGCACAUUAUUACCUGUUCCUUGUCCUUAUUAGGGUCGUGGGACAGCAUGAAACGAUAUAUAACAACCAGAGGGCCUGGGAGAUGGAAAUUAUUAAUGGCAACAAUGCCCUUCCUUUCA